Capsicum annuum is the source of this 411-nucleotide messenger RNA. RefSeq names its product putative nuclease HARBI1. The record is from RefSeq and is a predicted model, not a curated record. NCBI's taxonomy places the organism in Eukaryota, Viridiplantae, Streptophyta, Magnoliopsida, Solanales, Solanaceae. Bases 1 to 411 code for a protein of 136 amino acids. The transcript has 2 exons.
AUGUUACCUGGUUGGGAAGGAUCAGCUGCCGAUGGCCGUGUUUUACGCGAUGCUAUAGAUUGGCGAGGUGACAAUCCAUCACCUCGAUGUAAAGAAGAACAUUUCAACAUGAGGCAUUCUAGGGCUCGUAAUGUUAUUGAAAGGGCAUUCGGUCUCCUAAAAGGACGUUGGGGAAUUCUUAGAAGCCCUUCCUGGUACUCAGUUAAGGUUCAUAACAGGGUAAUUAGUGCUUGUUAUUUGAUUCAUAACUUUAUUCAUAGAGAGAUGGAAGUGGAUCCCUUGGACAGUGAUAUGGAAGAACAAGUGGAAUAUCAAUACGAAAAUAUUGACGUUGUUGAAUCGUCGGAGGAGUGGAGCAGUUGGAGGAAUAAGUUGGCUCAACGAAUGUGGAAUGAAAGAACUAAUAAUUGA